This is a messenger RNA of Patella vulgata (common limpet), 2244 nucleotides long. Its product is annotated as transforming growth factor-beta-induced protein ig-h3. NCBI's taxonomy places the organism in Eukaryota, Metazoa, Mollusca, Gastropoda, Patellidae. The record is from RefSeq and is a predicted model, not a curated record. The transcript is spliced from 6 exons. Gene Ontology annotation, biological process: extracellular matrix organization; cell adhesion. The coding region runs from base 107 to 1144 and encodes 345 amino acids. Gene Ontology annotation, cellular component: extracellular matrix. Gene Ontology annotation, molecular function: cell adhesion molecule binding.
UGAUUCACUUUUGUUUACGUGCGUGAACUUUUAUGUAUCGACAGCCAACUUGCAAUUUUUAUAAUAUUAACUAAUCUACAAAUGUUUUAUUGACAUAAAAGCCAAGAUGCAUGAAGAUAAGGUGGCAUUCAUAUUGUUUGUUUUUCUUAUAAUAUCCAGCUGUCUAUGUCACAGCUCGCCUGUAGAUAUUUGGAGAAUAGUUUUAGAACCCCAAAACAUUCAACACGUUAAACGAUCUAGAAUAAGGCUGAGAGCAACUCAAGACAUUCCCCACCUCGCUGUACAUAUUGGUUUAUCGGAUUUAGCCAGUUUUAUUUACAGAGCCGGUUUGACUGAUACUCUAUCAUCUAAAGGCCCAUUCACGGUAUUUGGUCCUAGUGACUUGGCAUUUUUUCAACUUCCACCUGAAUCAAGAAAGGUACUAUUCACGAACAAUACAUUGCUGAAAGAGUUGUUAGAAUACCAUGUUGUGAAAGGGUCUUAUUUUCAAAGUCAGUUUAAGAACGAAGAACUGUUAGACUCUCUUUUACCUGGCUAUAAAAUCAGGAUUAAUAAAUACAAAAAAAACACCGUGACGACCGCUUCAGGGGCUCCGCUUUAUCUUCAAGAUCAGAUAGCUACAAAUGGCAUCAUUCAGUCUUUAACAUCUGUAAUGAUACCCCCGGCAGGAACUAUCACCUACUUCGUUAAAACUAUGUCAGCUUUCUCUAUUUUACUUAAAGCUGUUUCAGUUGCUGGACUCGCUGACAUCCUAAAUGGCGCUGGACCAUUCACCUUAUUUGCACCGAGCGACGAAGCAUUCUUUAAAUUGCCAUCAGCAGAAUUAGAUAAAUUAUUAAAUGAUCCAAAAUUAAUCAAAAAUAUUUUAUUGUACCACACUUUAAAGGGUACUGUUUAUAGUGCUGGUUUAACGAAUGGUGAAACAGUACAAACUAUAAGCAACAUGAGUAUAAAUAUAACAAUAACAAGUCAGGGUGUAGAAGUAAAUGAUGCCAUGGUUACGAUGCCCGAUAUCACGGUAACAAACGGAGCUGUUCACGUCAUUAAUGCCGUCCUGCUGCCGAGCAACUUAAAUUCUGUUACAAAUGAUAGAUAUUUGCACUUUUUUGAUAAUCUUAAUAACGAAUUUAACAUAGUUAAUUGAUAAUGCUAGGUUCCCACUAUCACGAAUGGCGCUACGUGGUGAUCCUAUCAGGUCUUGUCAUAUAUCGUGGUCAGUCGUAGCAAUCGUGCUGAUCGUAUCCAAAAGUAUCCAAACGUAUAUGCACGUACCAGGUCCUGGAAUCAAUAGGACAAUUCCAAUCUGAUUAAAACACAGAUCUUGUUUCGUUUCGUUUUUUAUAGUUCAAAAUUUUUGGUUUCUUGUCUUUACUACACUAGGACCUGGAAGAGUUGUUAUAUAACCCGCGUUCUGGACGAUGUGAGGGAUUAGCCAAUGAAACGGUCUGUUACGGCGAGGUUUUGGCGUGAGUUGCACUAGAAACAUCAACACUGGUCGGUUAAUCAAGUGUUUGUCGUCAUAGGGUCACACUACAACUGGUCAGAUCUUCAUGUAGUAGAGGCCAUCGAAAGUAUAAAAAAGAAACGAAAUAUAGAUCUGUAUUGGGACAAUCCUAUCGUAACGCAUCCACGACAGUGGGAACAUAGCAUAAUCGAGAAACAUUAUAAUGCAUGUUAUAUACGUUUUCAUAAAUUAUUAUAUUUUUUUAUUGUUGAUUUUUGAUUUGAAAAUUACAUCAGUUUUACAUAUUGUGAGGAACAAAAUAAUAUAUUAGAUUUUUUAUUUCUUUAUACGUUAAACAGAUAUUAUGCAAGAGCCAAACCUGCCUAUUGCUGGUUUUUCUUUGGGUCUGGGUCCAAUUUUCAAUAGAUUAUAACGGUUCGGCCGUUUAAUCAUUUAACUUAAAAAAAUGGCGAAGCUAGGCUAAGCCUCGAUCAAAUAUCAUGCGAAUUAACAGUGGCGUCAAUGGCAAGAGGAUCACUGGUCUUCAUCCUGAUAUUCUUAAAAACAGUUAUGCCCCCUGCAUUGUAUUACAGCUUAAUUAAUGCGUUUCUGUUUAUGUCAGACAAAACGAUGGAUGCCUUUCUCUUAGACAAGUGCGCGUAGAAGCAAAAUAUAUUUCAUAAAAAUAUAUUAAACUGUAAACAUUUCUUAACUGACACUGAAAGAUGGUUCCUUAAACUAAUCAUUUGUACAAAGAUAAAUUAUGAUAUACAAAAUAUAUAAUGAUAUUGUUAACAAGA